ACACCCUAAAUCUCUCUAAUUUUCUAUCUUUUCUUUUGAUUUGAAAGAAAAAAUGAAAACUACAAUUCAAGAACAUAUGUUGGGAUUUCAAAUGUCAUUGGCUCUGUCACGAGCUAGAUCUUUGGGUCAUUCUUCAAAGCAUCUUCAUGUAUCUUCUUCAGACGAUAGAAUAUCUCAAUCGUCUAUAAAAAAAUAUAAUGGAAAAGAUUGUAUCUUGAAAAGGCUAAACAAAAAUGGAAAGAAAACGGACAAUAUCAUUCAUGCACUCCGAGAACAUGUGAAAUUAGGAGCCAAGAUAUCAGAAACAGUGAAGGGAAAGUUGAGCUUAGGAGCAAGAAUAUUGAGAGUUGGUGGGGUAAGGAAAAUCUACAAGAAAUUAUUUUCAAUGAGCGAAGAAGAGAAGCUUUUGAAGGUUUCACAAUGCUAUUUAUCAACAACAGCUGGUCCUUUACCUGGUCUUCUCUUCAUUUCCACUCAUAAAAUUGCUUUUUGUAGUGAUAAAUCCAUCAAAAUCGCUUCCCCAAAUGGAGAUCAUAUCAGAAUUCACUAUAAAGUUGUGAUUCCAAAGGAGAAGGUGAUGAGAGUAAAUGAAAGCGAGAAUGUAAAGAAAACAUCAGAAAGAUACAUACAAAUAGAGACAUUGGAUAACUUUGAAUUUUGGUUUAUGGGAUUUCUAAAUUAUCAAUCAACUUUCAACUCUCUUCAGGAAGUAGCUAGAUGAUGGGAAAUUAUAUGUGUAUAUAUAGAAAUAUUGAGUUUUUGUAUAUUCUAAUUCAAUCUAAUGAGAAAAUUCAAUCCUUUUUUCUCUUGAAA
Messenger RNA from Cucumis sativus (cucumber), 813 nucleotides. RefSeq names its product GEM-like protein 4. Bases 53 to 721 code for a protein of 222 amino acids. The transcript has 4 exons. The record is from RefSeq and is a predicted model, not a curated record. NCBI's taxonomy places the organism in Eukaryota, Viridiplantae, Streptophyta, Magnoliopsida, Cucurbitales, Cucurbitaceae.